AAGAGUUACAACAUGGCGUCUGCGUCUUCUCAGGAGGAAGACUCCUUCACUUGUCCAGUCUGUCUGGAGCUGUUGAGGGAUCCAGUGACGAUUCCAUGUGGACAUAAUUUCUGUAUGAGGUGCAUUAAAAGCUGCUGGGAUCAGGAGGAUAGUAAAGGAGAAUACAGCUGUCCCCUCUGCAAACACAACUUCGACUCAAGGCCUGUCCUCCACAAAAACCGUCUGAUGGCUGAAAUGGUGGAGAAGUUCGGGAAGACCAGCAUCCAAGCUGCUGCUCCUGCUCGCUGUUAUGCUGGACCUGGAGAUGUGGCGUGCGACGUCUGCACUGGGAGAAAACUAAAAGCUGUCAAGUCCUGUCUGGAGUGUUUGAAGUCGUAUUGUGACACUCACCUAAAUGCUCACAAUGAACUUAUCGAUAGAAAUCACAACAUGAUUGAUGCCACAGGCCAGCUACAGGAGAGGAUCUGCCCCCACCAUAAUAAGGUUUCAGAAAUAUUCUGUCGCACCGACCAGAGUUGCAUCUGCUAUCUGUGUACGAUGGAUGAUCAUAAAGGCCAUGACACAAUCACAGCGAAGGCAGAGUGGAGUCAUAAAAAGGAGGGGUUGGGGCAGAGCCAGAGGAGAUGCCAGCAGAUAAUACAGUUGAAGGAGAAGGAGCUGCAGGAGCUGAGGAAGGCUGUGGAGACUCUCAAGUCUGGUGCACAGACAGCAGUGGAGGAGAGUGAGAGGAUGUUUACUGUGAUGAUCCGCUCCAUUGAGAGAAGACGCUCUGAGGUGACGGAGCUGAUCAGAGCUCAGGAGAAGGCUGAGAUGAGUCGUGCUGAAGGACUCCUGAAGCGACUGGAGCAGGAGAUUGCUGAGCUGAAGAAGACGGAUGCUGAGAUGAAGCAGCUUUCACUGACACAAGAUCCCAUCCAUUUCCUCAAGAACAUUGUGUCCAUCACUGCAAGGCCUUACAACACAAUCUCAACCAGCGUGACCUUCAGCCAAAGCUUCUCCUUGGAGCCCCUGAAGAAAUCUGUAUCUGCACUGAAGAUGCAGCUGGAGGAGAAAUUAGAUUCCAUCUUCCAACAAGAAAUAGUCAAGAUAUCUGCAGCAGCAGCGAAAAAUGUCCAGAUCAUCCAGAACAUACAGAUGUCUGAUGGCCAGGCUCUUACUGCUGAACCAGUGACCAGAGAGGACUUCUUACAGUAUUCCUGUCACUUCACUCUGGAUCCAAACACAGCAUACACACACCUCCAUCUGUCUGAGGGGAACAGGAGGGUGGAGAGGAGACGUAAGGCCCAGUCAUAUCCUGAUCAUCCAGACAGAUUUGAUUAUUGGGAUCAGGUGCUGUGUAGAGAGGGUGUGUCUGCACGCUGCUACUGGGAGGUUGAGAGGAGUGGAGAUUGGGUUAAUAUAGCAGUGUCAUAUAAAAGCAUCAGCAGGAAAGGACGGGGUAAUGAGUGUAUGUUUGGAGUUAAUGAUCAGUCCUGGAUUCUGGUCCUCCGCAGCUCCAUCUCCUCUUUCUAUCACAAUAAGAAAGAGACUAAACUCCCUCUAGUGGCCAGCUCCAGAAUAGGAGUGUAUGUGGAUCACAGGGCAGGAACUCUGGCCUUCUACAGCAUCUCUGGAGACACAAUGACCCUCCUGCACAGAGUCCACACCACAUUCACACACACUCUCUACCCUGGGUUUGCAUUAGGUAGUGGAUCAUCAGUGAAUCUGUUGUGAGGCCUCUACCGGUAAAU
Engraulis encrasicolus (European anchovy) is the source of this 1730-nucleotide messenger RNA. Its product is annotated as tripartite motif-containing protein 16-like. Gene Ontology annotation, molecular function: protein binding; zinc ion binding. Bases 13 to 1713 code for a protein of 566 amino acids. The transcript is spliced from 7 exons. The record is from RefSeq and is a predicted model, not a curated record. Lineage: Eukaryota; Metazoa; Chordata; Actinopteri; Clupeiformes; Engraulidae.